AUGGAGGAUGUUGGAGGCGAGACAGCCCUCUACAAGUGUUCCAUCUGCAGGAAGACUUUCACAAAGACUUCUAAUCUUGUCCAGCACGAGAAAAUCCAUACGGGCGAGAAGCCCUACAAGUGCUCUCAUUGCGGCAAAAGGUUCACUCGAAGCAACAACCUCGCAGAGCAUGAGAGAAUCCACACAGGAGAGAAACCUUACAAAUGUCCCGAGUGCGGGAAGACUUUUAACCGCAGCUCAAUCCUGCUUAGACACCGGAGAAUUCACACGGGGGACAAGCCUUACAAAUGCACCAAAUGCGGAAAGAGCUUUGACGAGAGUGCAAGGCUGCGGGUACACCAGAGGACCCAUGUGACAGAGAUGGCCUAUCUCAUUGAUACCAAUGGGGAGGCCACAGCCAUUGCAACCAAUGGAGUUGCUCACAGCUGCUCUGAUUGUGGCAAAACCUUUAGCCUGUACUCCAAUCUCCUGAAACACCAAAGAAUUCAUACGGGGGAGAAGCCGUACAGGUGUGGCCAGUGCGGGAUCAACUUCAGCGAGGCCUCUAAUCUGGUCCGGCACCAGAGGUAUCAUGCGCGGGACAAACCUUAUCAGUGCCCCAUGUGCCAGAAAAGAUUCGGCCAAAGUUCACACCUGAUUCAGCAUCAGAGAAUCCAUACCGGGGAACGACCUUACAAGUGUCCCGACUGCGGGAAGAGCUUCAUCGAGAACUCUACCCUGAAGAAGCACCAGAGGAUCCACACAGGGGAGAAACCCCACCAGUGCUUGGAAUGUGGAAAGAGCUUCAGCCUCAGCUCCCACCUUGUGACACACCAGAGGAGCCAUACGGGGGAGCGGCCCUACAAGUGUGAGGAUUGUGGCAAAGGGUUUACCGAUACAUCCUCGCUCAUUAUUCACCGCCGAAGCCACACGGGGGAGAAACCCUACAAGUGUGACGUGUGUGGGAAAGGGUUUGUCCUGAGCUCUGUUUACCUGAACCACCACCGGACCCAUACUGGGGAGAAACCUUUUGGGUGUCCUGACUGUGGCCGGGCCUUCCGCCAGUGGUCACAGCUGGUCAUCCACCGGAGACUCCACACAGGGGAACGCCCUUAUAAAUGCCCCUACUGUGACAAGGGGUUUUGCGACAGCUCCACCUUGACCAAACACAAGAGGACUCACACAGGAGAAAAACCUAACACGUGUGCUGUCUGUGGGCUCAGCUUUGGCUCUAAAGUGCUGCUUUUAGAACACCAGUCACUCCAUGGAGAAGAGACAGCAUCCUUGGCUGUCCUUUAG
Molecule: messenger RNA, 1278 nt
Organism: Eublepharis macularius
Lineage: Eukaryota; Metazoa; Chordata; Lepidosauria; Squamata; Eublepharidae
Product: zinc finger protein 420-like
Exons: 1
Coding region: 1-1278 (425 amino acids)
Biological process (GO): regulation of transcription by RNA polymerase II
Cellular component (GO): nucleus
Molecular function (GO): DNA-binding transcription activator activity, RNA polymerase II-specific; RNA polymerase II cis-regulatory region sequence-specific DNA binding
Source: RefSeq, a predicted model, not a curated record